CAUAUUUAUUUACAAAUCAUUUCCGGGUUCAUUCGUACACGUUUAAAUUAGUUUACUACCAUAUUUUUCCUAUUUAAACCUGUUUUUAUUUGACUCUGCAGAUUCAAACAUACUAGAUUUAAAAUGGCUUCAAUAGAAGACCUGCAGAAAAGAAUAAGAGAGUUGGAGAAGGAAUUAGAAGCAGAAAAACAGCUAAAUAAAUCUGGUGGGCGACAGAAAAUUUCACAAAUGAGCUCAGAAGUAGUAGAUUCUAACCCAUACAGUCGUUUAAUGGCAUUAAAGAGAAUGGGUAUUGUUGACAACUACGAGAAAAUUCGGGAGUAUACAGUAGCUGUUGUUGGUGUGGGUGGGGUAGGAAGUGUGACAGCGGAAAUGUUGACGAGGUGUGGUAUAGGAAAGUUACUACUAUUUGAUUACGACAAAGUAGAGUUAGCCAACAUGAACCGUUUAUUCUACCAGCCACAUCAGGCAGGACUUAGUAAAGUAGAAGCUGCAGAAAAAACAUUAAAGGAGAUUAAUCCUGAUGUAGAGUUUGAAAUUUACAACUACAAUAUUACAACUAUAGAUAACUUUACACAUUUUGUUGACAGAAUCACUAAAGGUGGUCUAAAGGAAGGUGAACAUGUGGACUUGGUGCUGAGUUGUGUAGACAAUUUUGAAGCAAGAAUGGCCAUCAAUGCUGCUUGUAAUGAAGUAGGACAGACAUGGAUCGAGUCUGGAGUCAGUGAGAAUGCAGUAUCUGGUCAUAUACAGUUUGUGAUACCUGGAGAAACGGCCUGUUUUGCUUGUGCUCCACCAUUGGUUGUAGCAACCAAGACAGAUGAGAAGACUUUGAAGAGAGAAGGUGUGUGUGCUGCUAGUCUUCCCACCACAAUGGCAGUUGUUGCUGGAUUCCUUGUACAGAACACUCUAAAAUAUUUACUAAAAUUUGGAGAUGUAACACACUAUUUAGGCUACAAUGCAUUACAAGAUUUCUUUCCUACAAUGUCAAUGAAACCGAACGAGCAGUGUGAUGACAACCAUUGUAAGAGACAACAGGCUGAAUACAAGGAAAGAGAGGCAGCAAAACCAAAAGUUGUGGUAGAAGAAACAAAAGAAGAGGUAGUUGUACACGAGGACAAUCCAUUUGAAAUUGAGCUGGUAUCGGAGACAACUUUGGAAGAAUCUCAAGCAUCAGAAGGGGCACAACCUCAGCUGGCUGAAGGUCUAAAGGUCGCAUACACGGUACCAGCACCGGAACAAGGGGACCAGGCAAACAAUACGGUGGAGAGUGAGGGACAGAGUUUAGAGGAUCUAAUGAAUCAGAUGAAAUCUUUAUGAUACCUUGCCUGACUUUUUAGCACUUUAGGUUCAAUAAAAUAUUCUAACUCCCUCCAUUUUGGAACAGCCUGUGAAGUUAAUAUAUUUUGCUACAGCAGUAAAGACAAAGGGGAAUAAAUCAUGAAAUAAGAGCAUUAUGGUUGAA
Messenger RNA from Ruditapes philippinarum (Manila clam), 1465 nucleotides. RefSeq names its product ubiquitin-like modifier-activating enzyme 5. Bases 124 to 1320 code for a protein of 398 amino acids. The transcript has 11 exons. Gene Ontology annotation, biological process: protein ufmylation. NCBI's taxonomy places the organism in Eukaryota, Metazoa, Mollusca, Bivalvia, Venerida, Veneridae. The record is from RefSeq and is a predicted model, not a curated record. Gene Ontology annotation, molecular function: UFM1 activating enzyme activity. Gene Ontology annotation, cellular component: cytoplasm; cytosol.